AUGGACAUGUCAAAAACUUUUCGUUCAUUAUUGGAUAAUCAAAGCAUCGAUAAUUACCAUUUAGACACAAAAAUUAAGAGAAUAUUAUUCAGAGAAGGAAAUGAAAAUUCGUCAUUAAAGAGUAGAAUAUUGGAAACAGAAUCUGACUAUAAUAUAUUUGAUAGUUAUUAUUAUGUUCAUGAUAACAGUUAUAAUAGUUUUGAAAGGUUACAUGAUCAAGCAGAAAAAAAUAUAUAUAAAGGAAAAAAUAAAAAAUCGCUACUAAAUUCUACUGGUAAACCUUUAAAGAAAUUUGAUAAAAAGUAUGAGGAAAGUGUAAUGAAUGCGCUUUACAUUAAUGAUAAUGAAUUUAUGAGUGGUUCAAAUAAUUGUUCAUCUGCAGCUAAGCACAUUUAA
Molecule: messenger RNA, 396 nt
Organism: Plasmodium malariae
Lineage: Eukaryota; Apicomplexa; Aconoidasida; Haemosporida; Plasmodiidae
Exons: 2
Coding region: 1-396 (131 amino acids)
Source: RefSeq, a predicted model, not a curated record